Molecule: messenger RNA, 941 nt
Organism: Lycium barbarum (goji berry)
Lineage: Eukaryota; Viridiplantae; Streptophyta; Magnoliopsida; Solanales; Solanaceae
Exons: 4
Coding region: 263-550 (95 amino acids)
Source: RefSeq, a predicted model, not a curated record
UCAUUGUGACAUUUUCCUUAAAAACUUUUGAGCUUUUUCUUACUCUCUAGAAAUCUCCCUUUUCUGGAAACACGAAGUAUUGUGGAUUAUAAAUACGGUCCCGACUACGUUCUCUGCACACAUAGAUUUUGUCGUCAAUUUUGGACAACCAAAUCUCCGUUUUUCUGGAAACCCGAAGUAUUGUGGAUUGUAAAUACGGCCCCUAUUACGUUCUUUGAUCACAUAGGUUUUCCGGUCGGCAAUUGGAGACGACAGUGGUUCAAUGGAUCACUUAUAUCAAGUUAAUCACAGCAGUGCCGUAAAUCACCCCAAAGAUGGCCUCCCUAGCACCCAGUCUUCUAAUGAUGCACUUAGGCAGAUGGGGCCUGAAGGUAAAAGGGGAGCAGUUCAUGAAGAAAUGAAGAGAGUAGGCAGACUUCCACCAAGCAGUGCAUAUGCCACUCAUCGGAUGCGCGUCCUAAACAAAAUCCUGCAACUUCUGUCGAUUCAGCGAACCACUUCACAGGAUGAGGAGUUGGAAUUGCUGUUUUCUGGGCUCUCUCUUGGGUGAUAAGAAGCAAAAGUCAUAUUCCAGCAGUUAGUUUAUCAGAUUAUGCAGUGGAUCAAUUAUUUUGCUUGCUUCAUAUUAUGCUUUGAUCGCAUCUUUGCAAAGUUUUUCUUUUCGAUGUAACGAUGUUUUUAUGGUCGUUAAAUAAAGUAUACUUGUUAUAUUAAUAGGUCUAUGAUUAGGCUUGUUAUCUCAAUUAUCUAGUGCAUAAUCUAGCUAGUCAAAUUCCGCUUGUUGAUUUACCUUGAACUUUUACCCGAAACCCAAAUAAUGUUUCUCUUGUAGGGUCUGUCUGUUUCUGAUGUAAUUUGGUGUACCUUCUUGGUACCUUUCUUUUAAUAAUACUUUUACCUUAUCGAAAAAAAAAGAAGGUGAAAUAAUGCUCAAAGUACCA